AACUGAGACGCUGGAGGCCCCGGUGGCGGCUGCCGCGACGGCUGCGACGGGGCCAGGGGCGGGCGCCGCGGUCUGGGCCGGGCUGUGAGGCGCGGGCGGCCGGGCCGGUGGGCUGGGCGGUGGGCCCGGCGGCCGCCCCCGCCCCGCGCCCGCGCCUAGCGGCCCAAUGUGGCUGCAGCAGCGGCUUAAGGGCCUGCCGGGACUGCUGUCGAGCAGCUGGGCCCGUCGCCUCCUCUGCCUUCUCGGCCUCCUGCUGCUGCUUCUGUGGUUCGCGGGCUCCGGGGCGCGGCGGGCGGCGGGCGGCCUGCACUUGCUGUCUUGGGCCCGCGGCGAGCCGGGCGCUGCCGAGCCCUCUGCCUGCUUGGAGGCGGCCACCCGUACCUGGCGUGGCCUGCGGGAGCGCGGUGAGGCUGUGCCGCUGGGCCCCGGUGUGCCGGCCUUGGUGGCUAACGGCUUUCUGGCCCUGGACGUGGUCGCCAACCGCCUGUGGGUGACCCCCGGGGAGCGAGAGCCCGCCGUGGCGCCAGACUUUGUGCCCUUCGUGCAGCUGCGCCCGCUGAGCUCGCAGGCCGAAGCUGGGGAGGCAGUGCUGCUGCUGCGGGAGGGACUUCUGCGCCGGGUGCGUUGCCUGCAGCUCGGGACCCCAGGUCCGGGCCCUGCGGCCGCCGUCCCAGGACCCGCCUCGGCCUCCGGCCUCGCCGCAGGGGCCAGCCGUGACUGCGUGCUGCUGCAGGAGGACUUUCUAGCGCACCGGGGCCGACCCCACGUGUACCUGCAGCGCAUCCAGCUCAACAACCCCACGGAGCGCGUGGCCGCGCUGCAGACUGAGGGGCCCACUGCUGGGCCUGUCCCCAAGGCCUUCACCAGUACCCUGGAGAAGGUCGGAGACCAUCAGUUUCUUCUCUACUCCGGCCGCUCCCCACCUUUAACCACCGGGCAGGUGCACCUGGUGGUGGUGGCUGCCAAGAAGCUAGUAAACCGGCUCCAGGUGGCUCCCAAAACGCAGCUGGACGAGACGGUGCUGUGGGUGGUGCAUGUCUCGGGUCCCCUUAACCCACAGGUGCUCAAGAGCAAAGCAGCCAAGGAGCUCAAGACGCUCCAGGACUUGGCCCGGAAGGAAAUGCUGGAGCUCUUGGAGAUGCCAGCGGCUGAGCUGCUUCAGGACCACCAGCACCUCUGGGCUCAGCUCUUCAGCCCAGGCGUGGAGAUGAAGAAGAUCACUGACGCCCACACGCCGUCCAGCCUAACCGUGAACCUGACACUCUACUACAUGCUCUCCUGCUCGCCAGCCCCCCUGCUCAGUCCCUCCCUGAGCCACAGGGAGCGAGACCAGAUGGAGUCAACUCUCAACUAUGAAGACCACUGCUUCAGCGGCCACGCCACGAUGCACGCCGAGAACCUCUGGCCCGGGAAGCUGUCCACUGUCCAGCAGAUCCUGCAGCUCUCCGACCUGUGGAAGCUGACUCUCCAGAAGCGUGGCUGUAAGGGGCUGGUGAAGGCAGGUGCUCCGGGCAUCAUGCAGGGCAUGGUACUCAGCUUCGGGGGGCUGCAGUUCACCGAGAACCACCUCCAGUUCCAGGCCGACCCCGACGUACUGCACAACAGCUACGCGCUGCACGGCAUCCGCUACAAGAAUGACCACAUCAACCUGGCCGUGCUGGCAGAUGCUGAGGGCAAGCCAUACCUGCACGUGUCCGUAGAGUCCCGCGGCCAGCCCGUCAAGCUGUAUGCCUGUGAGGCAGGCUGCCUGGAUGACCCCGUGGAGCUGACCUCAGCGCCCCAGGGCCACACCUUCUCCAUUAUGGUGACGCAGCCCAUCACGCCGCUGCUCUACCUCUCUACCGAUCUGACGCACCUGCAGGACCUGCGGCACACGCUGCACCUCAAGGCCAUCCUGGCCCACGACGAGCACAUGGCCCAGCAGGACCCUGGGCUGCCUUUCCUCUUCUGGUUCAGUGUGGCCUCCCUCAUCACUCUCUUCCACCUCUUCCUCUUCAAGCUCAUCUACAACGAAUACUGCGGGCCAGGAGCCAAGCCCCUCUUCAGGAGUAAGGAAGAUGCCAGUGUCUGAGUGAACUAACAGUCCUGCUUUCAGCUGCCGUUUGCACAAGACACCCAGCACCGAACGUCCUGCUGCUACGAGCGAGGGGUCUUUGAAAGCAACCAUCCUUUUGUGCCUUGUUGGGGGAAACCGGUGACGUAGAAGCAUUUGUGGAUUUUAAGAGUUUGCAUUGAAAGGAAUGUGUGUUGUGCAGAAUGGGGAGGGAAGGGAGCUAGUGGACUUUUUUGUAAGCUUUCGAUUCAAUAAAUGAACUUGUAUGGAAAUACUUGAAAUUGAAUUCACUCCUUCCACUCUCCCCCUUUCCUCUGUCCCAGGAAAUUGACCCUCUUUUGAAAAGACUUGUCUAGGAAAAAUUGUGUUCUUUUCCUAAUUAAAUGUGUUCUUUCUUGAAUGAAUUUUUAAUUUAUUUUUGUUGAGAUUUUGUCAGAUGGCUUUUACCUCCACUUCAGAUGGUGAACCUGGGCAGUGAUUUCCGAGCGAUGCCGUCUCUGUGGCAGUUGGGGCCUGUGUGGUUCUGCAGCUGGGCCUGGGCCGCUGGGGAGCUGCACUGUGCCUGGAGGACGGGCCAAGGGGUCACACUCGGGUUUGCACGUUGUCUCUUUCUUAUCAUGAGCCUGCGGAGAUCUGUGGUUUUGUACUUUCGGGCUUUGGGGAGGUGUUUAACUUUCUAGUGAUUGAUGAUUGUUGGGUUUUGAAAUACCAAAGCUUCUUUUUGUUCUGUUUUUAAAUAAAUGCCUUUCAAAAGUC
This is a messenger RNA of Choloepus didactylus (southern two-toed sloth), 2809 nucleotides long. RefSeq names its product KIAA2013 ortholog. The transcript is spliced from 3 exons. NCBI's taxonomy places the organism in Eukaryota, Metazoa, Chordata, Mammalia, Pilosa, Megalonychidae. The record is from RefSeq and is a predicted model, not a curated record. The coding region runs from base 167 to 2071 and encodes 634 amino acids.